AUGGCAAACUUGUAAAUAAUUGAAACUUCAAAUAAAUAUCUAGAUAUUUUCCUAAGCUAAACUUGGUGCCCAAGUCUCUAUAUCAUCUUCUCCAUUUUGUGGGUGCCGAAUUCUUCACAAAACAAAACACAAAAAUUUAUACUUUCAUUUUCUCUCAAAACUUUCUUCACGAAAAUCGUCGGAAAUAUUGCGUAGAUCGUGUGUGUGUGUUUGCAUGUUCGUUUGAGAUCCAGCGAGUUUUGUCGCGGAAACCGGCGAGCAAAGGUUUUGAAUAUUCGACGGGUGGUAUUUUUAUAUUUGGAAUAAGCGAGUACUGUGAGUGUGUUUACAACUUAUACUGCUAAAUAUUAGUAUUAAAAAUAUUGCGAACUGCUUUACAUGAUUUGCAAAUGCUUUAUUUUAUUUUGAAUUUAAAUCGCAUGAACUAUUCAUAGUGUUGAAACCGAUUUAGAUUCAUUGAAACGUGCUUACUAUUGGGCGGCAAUAGUGCUGUGUGAUCACCGGUAUUGCAUUUAGAAUGGGUUGCAUGUGAAAAUGGUAUGUGGAAAUCUGGACGACGGUCUGGAAGUCAGGCGACGGCCUAGACAUAUGGCAGAUCUUCAGAGGCAACGGAAUAUAGACGACCAAAGGCAGUCAGCAAACUGCCGAGAUCUGAGAGGUUGAACCUUUUAUUAAAAAAAGUGAAAUUGGCGACAGUAUUUAUGUACUGCCGAAAUCCGUUGUAUUGUAAGAAGAGUCUGGGACUUUCAAAUACGUAAAAUAAGAGUAAUCGGAUUUGACAGGCUAAAAGUACAAAAAGAGAAAAUAAAUACGGCCAAAGAAAAAUAAAAGGUUAACCCGAAUGGAAUGGAAAAAAAAAUGGAAUAUUUAUGUUUCCUGUGUUGAAAGCAUAUAGGAACAUGAAUCAUGGUUUAGGGUUUCAUAUGAAUCGGUAAUCUGGAAUGCAUUGCUUUCAUAUUAAUGUUUAUUAGUACAUGUUGUACGCAUUCACCAGUUUUUAUAACUGACCCCGUUGAAUUUAAUAUUUUUACAGGCGAGUAGUUUGACGUGUGGAUUUCCAAUUUCUUGUUCCGGAAAUCCCUGGCUUGUAUAAGUGAGAAUGACUUUCCUUUAUGUGUCUAGAGUUGCAGUAGCUAGAAUAAUGAACGGUGAUACCCUAGUAGUCGUUGGACUUAUUUAUGCUUUAUAUUUUAUAACGCUUAAACUCUGAUGAUAUGUAAUAUGUGAAUGCUGUGCGAAAGUCCGAGCGACUGCACUUGAAUAAAAUGCGGCGAACGCAUCUGCAUAGUGAAAUGCAGUUAAGUCCAUUAGAGAAAUGGCCUGCAUAGUGAAAUGCAGUAAUUACCAUAGUAAGAUGGUAUGCAUAAUGAGAUGCAUGAUAAACCAUAGAGAAAUGGUUUUGAAACUAUAAUGCAAUAAUUAAAGAGAAAAUUAUGUGCAUGUUUUAAAUGGUAAUUUUUAUAAGAACGUUUUAAACUGCGAUUUUAAAAUGUUCGAAAAUGAUUUGAAUUCCGCGAAAAUUUUUAAGUGAUUUUUAAUAUAUUUUAAGGCUUGCUACGGGUUUCGGAGCAACCACUCCCAUUCCCUAGCGCCGGUCUCGAUGCCGAGAAUCGGGUCGUGACAAAGGUGGUAUCAGAGCAAUGGUCGAAAAACGGGCCAUUGUCGAGUUUGAUAUCAAAGUGAUGGUUUAUAAUCUUAAACCAUUACUAAUAUGUGAAAGGUGGUAUCAUUGUAAAAUACCGUAUGGAAUGUGAACCUAGGAAAUUAAUAUAUAGAGUCUACUGCAACAUAUAAGUUUCUGUCAUGUCAUUUGUUAAGUCAUCAUUUGUUUUUAAAUAUUCCCAGCUGUGCUCUAGGAUCGAGUCUGUAUGCUUGUUAGGAGUAAGUAGAGCCUGAUAGUAUACGAUUAGAACGCUUAGAUAGAUUUUUAAUAGACGACGUGCUUUGAUCAGAAUGGCUGAUCAGCAUGAGGAAAACAUUCAAGAGGAGAAUGUUCAUGAUGAGGAGUCCGUUCAUAACGAUGCGAUACCCGCAGCAGGCGAAGGUCGUGGUCGUGGACGUGGACGUGGUCGAGGUCGUGGUAGAGGCCGUGGGCCUAAUUUUAAUAUUCCGGGCUUUGAUUUCGAACAAUUUUUAGCUGGCAUAGCAGCCAUGCAAACGAAUCAAGCGGAAGUGCAAAAUAUGCACAGAGAGCAGUUGGAUUACCAACAGCAGAGAGUUGGUGCUAAUGUUGAUCGUGAUCUCGUUAUGGCUUACAUGAGGCUCAAGCCCAUGAAGUUUGAUGGAUCAAACGAUGCAUUAGAUUUCUUGGAUGAAGUAGAGAUGAAUGCUAGACGUCUUAAUGCUAGUGAAAGACAGUCUAUACUGAUGGUGGAGAUGUCAGUAAAAGGAUCUGCGAAGGAUUGGUUUCAAAGGCAUAUUCAACCAAGUAUGGGAGAGAUGACUUGGAAUGAAUUUGUCACUCGAUUUAAGGAAUUCUUUCUGCCGUUAUCAGUAACGGAGAAUCAUCGAGAGAAGUUGUUGAAUUUGAACAAGAUAGGAAAGACGGUGCAGGAGUAUGUGACGGAGUUCACAAGGUUGAGUCGUUUCACACCUGAUCUGAUGUUGGAUAGAGAUAGGGUGAAUUCAAGGUUUAUUAAGGGGCUAGGACCCGAAUAUAUUGGAUUGCUAUCUGAUGUAAGGAAGGAUUUGGUGCAAAUCAUCGAUAGUGCACGUCAGAUGGAAAGUACUUUGAUCCAAUUUGGAAAGAUCAAUGUUACUGGUGAGCUCGUAAGAGAAGGAACUGCUAGUUCGAAUACGAACAGGUUCACUGGACCAUAUCGUAAAGGAUUUAAGAAAGGAAAGAAAGAUAGGAGGUUCAGUAUGUCUGGAUCAAGUUCUAGUGGACGAAGUUCAGGAGGAACAGUACCACUAUGUAAUACUUGUGGGAAGAAGCAUUUUGGGGUAUGCUUUAUGACGAGAGGUUGUUACACGUGUGGGCAGCAAGGUCAUUUCUCAAGAGAAUGUCCUAUGUCUAGACCACAAGGUUCAAGUGCUAGUGUUGUUCAACCAGUGUUUCAACAACCUAGACCUGUAUAUCCUGCAGUGUCUGGGCAGGCACAGAACCAGAAUGUGUUUAAUGGACAACGUGGAAGAGGAUAUGGUUUUGGUAAUCGUGGUGGAGGAAGGACCAUAGGCGGACGAGGAUCUGGAGCAACUGCUAGCGGAGGGCAGGCUAGAGUUUUUGCGAUCAAUCCUCAAGAGGCGAAUGCGUCGAAUGCGGUAGUGCAAGGAAUUCAACCUGUGAUUUUGCAAAACCCAUUGUUAGUAGCUACACCUGUAGGCGAAAGCAUAGACGUUACUAAUUCGACGUCAUCCUAG
Messenger RNA from Mercurialis annua (annual mercury), 3360 nucleotides. RefSeq lists its product as uncharacterized. The coding region runs from base 1954 to 3360 and encodes 468 amino acids. The record is from RefSeq and is a predicted model, not a curated record. The transcript has 4 exons. Gene Ontology annotation, molecular function: zinc ion binding; nucleic acid binding. NCBI's taxonomy places the organism in Eukaryota, Viridiplantae, Streptophyta, Magnoliopsida, Malpighiales, Euphorbiaceae.